Messenger RNA from Salvelinus fontinalis (brook trout), 3443 nucleotides. Its product is annotated as suppressor of tumorigenicity 14 protein homolog. Bases 129 to 2828 code for a protein of 899 amino acids. Gene Ontology annotation, molecular function: protein binding; serine-type endopeptidase activity. The record is from RefSeq and is a predicted model, not a curated record. The transcript has 19 exons. NCBI's taxonomy places the organism in Eukaryota, Metazoa, Chordata, Actinopteri, Salmoniformes, Salmonidae. Gene Ontology annotation, biological process: acrosome reaction; proteolysis.
GCUCCGGUCCGGUUUCUGCUCUUUUUCAAAGGAACUUUAGGGUCGCAAAAAGGAUCUCCUCCCUCUGUCAUUUCUAUGCCUGGGGUAUCAUUGCAUAUCGCCGCCACGGAGCCAAACGGGACAGUGCCAUGAGGACUUUCUCUAAAAGCAGAACUUGUGAGGUUUACAGUGUCUCGGGAUAUGGACAUUGUUCUGCUGUCGGUUCACCUGCACAGGGGGUCAUUAUAGAGCCCACCCAGUCACUUAGCCCCCCCAUGGAGUCCAAGGCUCAGAGCGACUGGAAGGACCAGGGGGACCAGGGAGGCCAGGGGAACAAGGGAGGCAGAGGACCUGUCUGUGUGGGAUGGAGGAGGUGGGCUCUGGGGGUCCUACCCCUCCUACCCUUCACUGCCGCCAUUGCACUGAGUCUCCAUUUCUUUACAUCUCCACCCCCUUCAGUGUUCUACCUUGGUGGCAGCGUGGAGUUUCCCAACAUUAGCUUCUCAUUGGACCUGACUGACCCCGCCUCUCCACAGUUCCGCCUUCAGGCUCAGGCUCUAAGCCGUUAUUUCUCAGAGCUGUAUGAGUCCUCUCCCUGGAGCACCUACUACCUACGCUCAGGAAUUACUGCCUUCAGUGAAGGAGCAGAUGGACUGAACGUGUUCUACUGGAGUAAGUUCUCGGGCCCUGGGGGCGUUGCCAUGGAGAUCCAGCGGUGGAGUACAAAGCGCGUACAGCGCCGUCUCCCUGGCACCAGUAAGUUGCUGUACAGCCAGAGCGAGGAGCGCUAUUACAUGGAGAGAGACGACGAAUCACUCAACCUGCUGGGUUUAGACUAUGACUAUGAUUCAGACGACAAGGCAGAUAAAAUCAAGAACCCCAACUCCCUGCAGAACUCUCUACAGAGCGGCAAGUGGCAGCUGGGAUUCCAAGCAAUGUCCUUUGACCUCUAUGCGAAGUACGGUAACAACCGUACCCUGAGCUUGGUGAGUCCCAAGAAGCCAUACUACCAGUGGCGCCUUCGUGUCCCGUCGGGUCAUGUGGUGCGUCUGGUCGUCCUCACCCUGCACGGAGCCACACCCGGAAGCUGCUCCUCCCACAAACUGUCUGCCUACGACUUCCUGUUGCCACUACAGAACAAGAUCAUUGCCAGGUGGUGUGGUCUCCCAGUGUCUGGCUCAUCUCCUGUAAUGAAGCUGACGUCGUCUGGUAACGUGAUGCUGGUCACCUUCUCCUUCAGCAGACAGAGAGAUGGAGCCAUCUUCAAGGCCUACUUCCAGGCCAUCCCCAAAGCAGGUUGUGGAGGCUCUCUGUCCUCCUGGAAUGGCUCUCUGUCCUCUCCGUACUACCCUGCCCACUAUCCCCCAAACAUCGACUGCAGCUGGACUAUACGGGCGCCGUUGCCUGGAUACCUGAUCUCCAUGACGAUUGUGACGUUGAACAUCCAGGACUCUUCGUCUUCGGACGGCUGUGAGAAAGACUGGCUGGACAUUGGAGGGGUCAAGCUGUGUAACCCCAUGACUGACAGCAGCAGAAAGAAGACCUACUCCUCUCCUGUCUCUCUACACUUCCACUCUGAUGAGUCUGUCACUCACAAGGGCUUCUACCUUCUCUACAGAGCCUUCUCCCCUGAGAGCAUGUGUCCUCGUCAGUUCCGCUGUGGGGAUGGGAGGUGUGUUCCUCUCAGGAAGGUGUGUGAUGGAGUCAGAGACUGUUCAGACGGACGGGAUGAGGCUAAAUGCUCGACCUGUCGUCCAGGUGAGGUGUAUUGUGGGAACGGUCAGUGCCGGCCUCACAGCAGCCAGUGUAACAGCCAGAGUAAAUGUGGAGAUAGCAGCGAAGAGGCCGACUGUGCAGGUCAAUGCUACCACAUGUGCCACAACAAGGUGUGUGUCUCCAAGUCCUCAGUCUGUGAUGGUGUUAUAGACUGCAAGGACCGCAGUGAUGAGAUCAACUGCACUAAAGCAUUCCAUAAGGGCUGCUCUCCAUCCUCCUAUAAGUGUGCCAAUGGGAAGUGUGUGAAUAAGAUCAACCCAGAGUGUGACGGCGUCAAAGACUGUUCUGAUGGAUCAGACGAGACGCGCUGCGGUUGUGGCACCCGGCCCAGGAAGCGUGCUAAGAUAGUGGGCGGGUCUGAUGCGGGGACGGGGGCGUGGCCGUGGCAGGUCAGUCUACAGAUGGAGCGUUAUGGGCAUGUGUGUGGAGCAACCCUGGUAACCAGCCGCUGGCUCAUCUCUGCUGCACACUGCUUCCAGGACUCUGACACCAUCAAGUACUCUGAUGCGCGGUCGUGGCGUGCCUACAUGGGCGUGCGUGUGAUGAACACGGCCAGCAACGCUGCAGCCACCAGACAGAUCCGUCGUAUCAUCCUCCACUCCCAGUACGACCAGUUCACCUCUGACUAUGACAUCGCCCUGCUGGAGCUCAGCACCCCUGUCUACUUCAAUGACUUGGUACAGCCCGUCUGUGUCCCCGCCGCUUCCCACGCCUUCACCACCGGGACCAGCUGCCACGUCACGGGCUGGGGGGUCCUGAUGGAGGAUGGUGAGCUGGCAUCUCUGCUGCAGGAAGCCACAGUGAAGAUCAUCAACAGGAACAACUGUAACAAGCUAUAUGAGGACGCUGUUACUCCCAGGAUGCUGUGUGCUGGCAACCUGCAGGGAGGAGUGGACGCCUGUCAGGGUGACUCAGGGGGUCCUCUGGUGUGUCUAGAGAGGGGUCGGCGGUGGUUCCUGGCGGGGAUCGUGAGCUGGGGGGAGGGGUGCGCUCGGCAGAACCGCCCUGGAGUCUACACACAGGUCACCAAGUUCACAGACUGGAUCCACCUGCAGACUAAAGGACAGGUCUGACAGACUGGCAGACUGACAGACAGACAGACGUCUGGAUGACAUCAGCAUGUGAACAGACUCAGUGGCUGGCACCAUGUGACUGUAACGGGGGUAAAGAGACAUCACCACGCAGCCCCUGCUUUAUGAUUUAUACCAGGCACCAUGUCACUGACAUCAUUAUCAACUGUUACCCCCCCACCCCAUCAUACCCACCCCCUCUUCAUUUAUGGCCAAGCACCUCUUUUUGUCUCCUCAUGGUUUCCGUUGUCCUCCUGACUGUUCCUCUUUCCCCACUUGUCCCUGAUCAUCCCAGUGGUCUGUCUGUCCUGACUGUUCCCCUCUCUCCACUUGUCCCUGUCCCCACUCCUGAUCAUCCCAGUGGUGUAAUUGUUCUCUGUGAAGUGACCACUUGGAGAUGAUGAUGUGCCUGGUCUAUCUCAUGUCCACACUGCACACAGCAAUUGAAGUGGAAUGAGUUCUCUAUGUCGUAGUACAAUGUGCUGUAGCGAGUGUGUUAUUAUGUCUAUUUACAUUGUGUGUGCAUGACUGUAUUUGUGAACAUAUGUACUGUAUCAUUGUAUGAAUAUGUACAGUACCAGUCAAAAGUUUGGACACACCUACUCAUUCAAGGAUUUU